Brassica rapa (field mustard) is the source of this 4389-nucleotide messenger RNA. RefSeq names its product receptor-like serine/threonine-protein kinase SD1-6. Gene Ontology annotation, cellular component: plasma membrane. Gene Ontology annotation, biological process: protein phosphorylation; recognition of pollen. Lineage: Eukaryota; Viridiplantae; Streptophyta; Magnoliopsida; Brassicales; Brassicaceae. Gene Ontology annotation, molecular function: ATP binding; protein serine/threonine kinase activity. The record is from RefSeq and is a predicted model, not a curated record.
UCCUCUCCAACGCGGGCCAAAAUGAAAACAAAUUUGCACUGUUAAGUUAUUGAAUCUUUUUUGACCAAAAAAAGAAGAAGUUAUUGGAUCCUUUUUCUCAAAAAAAAAGUUAUUAGAUCUUUUUUGUUCUAAAGUUAUUGGCAAACAAAAAUGCUAGUUUUUCCUGUGAAAAUGAAUGUUUUUAUUAAAUUAGAAAAUAAAGUAGUGGUUGUAGACAAUAUUUAGGUGUUACCUUAUAAAUAUGGGUGGAUGACAUAGAAGCCCUAAUAAUAUAUUUGUUAGAGAUAUACAUAUUUCGGCACGGCACGAUGCAUCCAUCAGAUAAACCAGUUAUUGAACAUAUUGGACGAGGCAUAAUUGGUCUCUGAUACUCUGGAAAAAGGAAAAAGCAAACAAUAACGAUAACGGGCUAGCAGGUAAAAAAAUAUCCAUAAAUAUUUUGAACCUGUGAAUAUAAAACAAAAAAAAAAGUCCACAAAUCGACCUAAUAUAUCACUCAUUUACUCAUAUAAUCAUAUCAUGGAUCCAGACCUUAACAAUUGCUAAAAUGAAGACAUCAGUACUUCCAACAUGAUUUACUAGUUUAUCUUCACUUAGAUAAUUAUCCAGCUUCAAAUAUAUCAAAUAUAAUCUCUUCCCAUCAAUUUUUUCAUACAACAUUAGUAAUAAUACUCAAACUUGCUCCAUUGCCUUCUGACUUGUUUGACCUUCCAUGUGGUUAAUAUCCCAUCUACAUGAAAAUGGAGAUAACAAAUAUAUUAGUAUGCAUAAAUCAGUUCAAAAAAAAAAAAAAACAAAUAUAUUAGUAUACCAAAAGUAUUAUACAGAUAAUAGAAAAACAACUAUAUUGAUAAAAAUAUGGCCGGUAAAUAAAACAAUAACGAAUCAAUGGCAAUAUAAACAAAACAAUAGAGAAGUGAAGAGAAAAUAAUACAACUAGACUUGUGAAAGUUUAAGGUAUGAGUAAUUAAGAAGGGACUUCCAUUCUUUAUAUUAAGAAGUUUGAGGAGGUUAAACUUUCUCAAAAAAUUUGUAUUACAGCAUUAUUAUAUAUAUGUAAAAUAGAAUCUAAUAAUUAUAUAUAUGCAAAUAUUUAACAUUUGUUAAUGUUCAUACUUUGGCUAAUCAAUAUAAUGUUUUUAUUUAAGCGUGUUCUUAGUAAAUUGUAUGAUAUUAUAGUUUAUGUACAGAUAUCACAUCUUUUUUUACUAAUUCCAAAAUCUUUUCUUGUUUGCUAUUAGUAACAAAAGAAAGUCAACGCUUUGCGUGUGUAGCGUGUCAUAUACGAGAUGCAUAUAUAAGUAGUAGAGGGUAGGAGAAAAGAUUAACCAAACAAGAAAAGAUUUUGGAAUUACUAAAAAAAAAGAAUUAGUAAAUCUUUUUUUACUAAUUCCAAAAUCUUUUCUUUUGGGAGUAAACGAAUAGUUGUUUAUUUAGAAAAUUACAAGAUUACAAAAAAAAAAAACUGAUAAAUAAUUGUGAAACAACUAUAGAAAACGAGUUAAAGAAAAAUGGAAGAAAAAAACAGAAACGUCCUUAUCAUUUGCUUGGUCAAUUCUAUAGAACAAUAGAUAUUUAAAAUGCCAACAAGAAGACCAAGAAUUAAUGAAGCCGCCCGAAAUGAUAUAUUAUUGGGUAAUAAUUCGAAGAGAAAAACGUUCAACAUAGAACACAAAACAUGUUUGAAAUCCCCAAAAAUAAAAAUUCUCAAGAAAAAAAGGAUGAGAAGUAUGUCAAACUACGAUCGUUUGUACACUUUAGUCUUAAUUAUGUUACCUGCUUUAUCAAUCUCUACCAACACUUUGUCGUCCACAGAAUCUCUCACUGUCGGAAGCAACAAAACCAUCGUAUCUUCUCGCGAGAUCUUCGAGCUUGGUUUCUUCAAUCUCCCCUCAAGCUCUCGUUGGUAUCUCGGGAUUUGGUACAAGAAGAUCCCUACGAGAACUUACGUAUGGGUUGCGAACAGAGACAACCCUCUAUCUAACUCCAACGGAACUCUCAGAAUCUCCGACAACAACCUCGUCAUAUUCGACCAAUCCGGAACACCUGUUUGGUCAACCAACCUGACCGGAGGAGACGCGGGAUCUCCACUGGUUGCGGAGCUCCUCGAUAACGGUAACUUCGUGCUCAGACCAUCGAACAAUAGCGAUCAGGAUGUGUUCUUGUGGCAGAGUUUCGAUUUUCUUACGGAUACUUUACUCUCGGAGAUGAAGUUGGGUUGGGAUCGCAAAACCGGUUUGAACAGACACUUGAGAUCUUGGAGAAACCCGGAUGAUCCGUCGAGCGGAGAUUUCUCGACGAAACUAGAAACCACCAGAGGUUUCCCUGAGUUUUACGCAUGGAACAAAGACGAGAUUAUCUACAGGAGCGGUCCGUGGAGUGGGAACCGGUUCGGAAGUGACGUACUCGACAUGAAACCGAUCGAUUACCUAGCUUUCAAUUUCACAGCGGAUAACGAACAUGUGACUUACUCGUACCGAAUCACCAAACCUGACGUUUACUCGAGAGUCAUCCUAAGCUCCUCGGGGUUAUUACAGCGGUUCACUUGGUUCGAGACGGAACAGAGUUGGAGACAGUUGUGGUAUUUACCAAGGGACCUAUGUGACGACUACAAAGAGUGUGGAGAUUACGGUUACUGCGAUUUGAACACUUCGCCGGUUUGUAACUGUAUCCAAGGGUUUGAGACGAGGAAUAACCAAACAGGUGGUUGCGCGAGGAAGACGAGGCUGAGCUGUGGCGGUAAAGAUGGGUUUGCGCGGUUGAAGAAGAUGAAGUUGCCGGAUACUACGGUGACAGUUGUGGACAGUGGGGUUGGGUUGAAAGAAUGUGAAGAGAGGUGUUUGAAGGAUUGUAACUGCACGGCGUUUGCUAAUAUGGAUAUUCGUGAUGGAGGAUCAGGUUGUGUGAUUUGGAAGGGUGAUAUUUUUGAUAUCCGAAAUUUUCCUAAUGGAGGUCAGGAUCUCUACGUCAGACUAGCCGCUGCUGAUCUUGUGGACAAGAGAGGCAAAAGGGGAAAAAUCAUAGCUUUGAGUAUUGGAGUGACCAUUUUUCUUCUUUUAUGUUUCAUUAUCUUCCGGUUUUGGAAAAAUAAGCAGAAGCGAUCAAUAGCAAUUCAAACACCUAUUGUUGAUCAAGGGAGAAUCGAAGAUUCGCUGAUGAAUGAACUGGCAAUAACAAGCAGGCGCUACAUAUCCAGAGAAAACAAAACUGAUGAUGAUGAUCUAGAGCUUUCAUUGAUGGAGUUUGAAGUUGUUGCCUUGGCUACAAACAAUUUUUCUAACGCCAACAAGCUUGGAAAAGGUGGUUUUGGUACUGUUUACAAGGGAAGGUUACUUGAUGGGAAAGAAAUUGCGGUUAAAAGACUAUCCAAAAUGUCUUUACAAGGGACUGAUGAAUUCAAGAACGAGGUUAAACUAAUUGCGAGGCUUCAGCACAUAAACCUUGUCCGACUUAUUGGUUGUUGCAUCGAUAAGGGGGAGAAGAUGUUGAUCUAUGAGUACUUGGAGAAUCUAAGCCUUGAUUCUCAUAUCUUUGACAUAACCCGACGCUCUAACUUAAAUUGGCAAAUGAGAUUUGAUAUUACCAAUGGUAUUGCUAGAGGACUUGUAUAUCUUCACCGAGAUUCACGUUUUAUGAUUAUCCAUAGAGACUUGAAAGCAAGUAAUGUGUUGCUUGAUAAAAAUAUGACUCCGAAGAUCUCAGAUUUCGGAAUGGCCAGGAUCUUUGGAAGGGAUGAUGCUGAAGCUAAUACGAGGAAGGUGGUGGGAACUUACGGUUACAUGUCUCCAGAAUACGCAAUGGACGGGAUAUUCUCGAUGAAGUCGGAUGUUUUCAGCUUUGGGGUUUUGCUCCUCGAGAUUAUAAGUGGCAAGAAAAAUAACGGAUUCUACAACUCAAACCAUGACCUUAAUCUCCUCGCCUUUGUGUGGAGGAAAUGGAAGGAAGGAAAAUGGCUAGAGAUCCUAGACCCGAUCAUCAUAGAUUCUUCAUCGUCAACGUGCCAGGCACAUGAAAUCUUAAGAUGCAUACAAAUUGGUCUUUUGUGUGUUCAAGAACGUGCUGAAGACAGGCCAGUAAUGGCUUCGGUAAUGGUGAUGAUUGGAAGCGAAACUAUGGCUAUUCCUGAGCCUAAACGGCCGGGUUUUUGCGUUGGGCGAAAUCCUCUUGAGAUUGAUUCGUCGUCAAGUACACAGGGCAAUGAUGAAUGUACAGUGAACCAAGUAACACUCUCGGUCAUUGACGCUCGAUAGUUUGAGCGUUACCCACUCAAUAUGUUUUAUAUGCAUGUUAUUUUUCGAUGCAAGUCUGAAUAGUAAAAUUUUACUACAUGAUUCGAAACCAUGCUCUUUAACUUUGAAUUUACUAAUUUAGACGAAGAUUCACUACAUA